CCUUUACGGCCGCGCGUCUCCCUGGAGACGGGCAGUGAGGUGAGGCCUGCAGGAAAUGAAGGGGAGGAAGAAGGCGGGGACGAGGCAAGAUGGCGGCGUCGAAGAAGAGGCCCCGGCGUGGUGAUGGGGGCCCGGCCGGGGCCAAGAGGCGGAAAAAGGCGGAGAAUGGAAAGGGUUCCGCGCCUCCCGAUAAGCAGCGUCGCCCCGACGGCGGGGCAGCCGGCGGAGAGGAGGAGCACCGAGUCCCGGGGCCCGUCUCCAUGGGCAAAUGGAAGAACAAGGAGCGGGUCCUAGUCUUCUCUUCCAGAGGAAUAAAUUUUAGAACAAGACACCUAAUGCAAGACUUGAGAACACUGAUGCCUCACUCUAAAGCAGAUACCAAAAUGGAUCGCAAAGACAAGCUGUUUGUGAUUAAUGAGGUGUGUGAAAUUAAGAACUGCAAUAAAUGCAUCUAUUUUGAAGCCAAGAAGAAGCAAGAUCUCUAUAUGUGGCUUUCAAAUUCACCGCAAGGGCCGUCAGCCAAGUUCUUGGUUCAAAAUAUUCAUACCCUGGCAGAGCUAAAGAUGACGGGUAACUGUUUGAAAGGCUCCCGGCCCCUCCUGUCCUUCGAUCCAACCUUCGACAAGGAGCCGCAGUACGCCCUGUUAAAAGAACUCUUCAUUCAGAUAUUUUGUACGCCCCAGUAUCACCCCAAAAGUCAACCAUUUGUAGACCACGUGUUCACCUUCACUGUCAUGGACAACAGAAUCUGGUUUCGGAACUAUCAGAUUAUAGAAGAAGAUGCAGCUCUGGUAGAAGUUGGGCCUCGUUUCGUCUUAAAUCUCAUAAAGAUUUUCCAAGGCAGCUUCGGAGGACCCACUCUGUAUGAAAAUCCGAAAUACAAAUCUCCCAACACGCAUCGGCGCAUAGUAAGAUUGGCCACAGCUGCAAAAUUCAGAGAGAAACAGCAAGUGAAAGACGUGCAGAAACUGAAGAGGAGAGAAGAUAAGGUUCUUCUUCCAAAGGAUCCCACUGACGCUGUCUUCGACACCCCGGUAGAGAAGAAACCAGUGGAAAUACAGCUGGUGAAACCAGAACCGAAAGUCGGUUUGAAAAAGAAAAAGAAAAAGCUCCACACGAGGCAGAGGAAGAUGAUGAAACGGAAGGCUUGGAGCGGUGGGAAUGUGGAAUGAAGCUGUGAGAAAACAAGGGUUGAGAAAGUUUUUCUGCUUCCUAUUUAUUCGGCAUAAAUACCAUUGUUUCAGAGGACUCUUGAUACUUAUUGUAAAAAAAAAAUCCAGGGCCAGUGACCUCAAGAGAUUCUGGUCUGUCUUUCGCUAUUUUCUAAAUAAACAGAUCUUGGGAAAUGUAGGAUUUUGCCACAGCUGCGGCUUUCA
Messenger RNA from Tachyglossus aculeatus (Australian echidna), 1376 nucleotides. It is a transcript of the gene BRIX1, whose product is annotated as biogenesis of ribosomes BRX1. Gene Ontology annotation, molecular function: rRNA binding. Gene Ontology annotation, biological process: ribosomal large subunit assembly; rRNA processing. The record is from RefSeq and is a predicted model, not a curated record. Gene Ontology annotation, cellular component: nucleolus. Lineage: Eukaryota; Metazoa; Chordata; Mammalia; Monotremata; Tachyglossidae. Bases 90 to 1172 code for a protein of 360 amino acids. The transcript has 10 exons.